CCCCCCAUGUCUGUGGUGAAGUCGAUCGAAUUAGUGCUGCCCAAGGAUGCCAUCUAUCUGGCCGGCUCCAGCCUAAAAGGGCAGGUGAUCCUUACCUUGAACAGCACCCUGGUGGACCCCAUAGUGAAGGUGGAGCUUGUGGGGAGAGGUUACGUGGAGUGGAACGAGGAGUCCGGGGCCACCCUCGAUUACAGCAGGGGUGUCAUCUGCAACAACAAAGCUGACUACAUGCACAAGACCAAGACGUUCCCGGUGGAAGAUAAUUGGUUAAGUGCAGGCAGCCACACCUUUGACUUCCAUUUCAACUUACCUCCCAGGCUCCCUUCCACCUUCACCAGCAGAAUUGGCCGCAUCUUCUACUACGCACAGGCGUCCUGCCUGGGCCGGGAGCUCAUUUUAGCCAAGAAGAGGAUUUAUAUAUUGGUUCAAGGGACCGCGGACUUCCCCCAAAAAAGCCCAUUCCAGAACCCCCUGUUGGUGGAGGCGGAGAAGAAGGUCUCCUAUAACUGCUGCAGCCAGGGCACCGUGCACCUGCAGAUCCACAUGGAAAAAAACAUCUUUGUGCCGGGCGAUAGGGUCAUCUUCACGACUGAGAUCAACAACCAGACCAGCAAGUGCAUCAAGUCCAUCCUCUUUGCCCUCUACGCGCAUGUGCAGUAUGAGGGCUUCACCCCCAAGACGGAGCGGCGGACGUACCAGGACAGGAGCGAGCUGCUCCGGCAGGAGGCCCACGCGCACAUCACGCCCUUCAACACCUCCCGGGUCGUCAGCACCUUCCACCUGCCCCUCGUGCUGUCCGUCAGCAGCAGCGGCCGCCUGCAGGACAAGGAUCUAAUGAGCACACGGUAUGAGUUGCUCAUCACCGUCCACCUGCCCUGGUCCCUGACCUCCAUCAAGGCCAAGGUCCCUGUGGUGAUCACCAGCUUGCCAACUAUUGGAUGUGUGGGAGCCGGCAUCACGGAAUUAAGUGCCCAAACGUCUAACUAUUAA
This is a messenger RNA of Elephantulus edwardii (Cape elephant shrew), 990 nucleotides long. RefSeq names its product arrestin domain containing 5 (gene ARRDC5). The transcript is spliced from 3 exons. Gene Ontology annotation, biological process: protein transport. Lineage: Eukaryota; Metazoa; Chordata; Mammalia; Macroscelidea; Macroscelididae. The record is from RefSeq and is a predicted model, not a curated record. The coding region runs from base 7 to 990 and encodes 327 amino acids. Gene Ontology annotation, cellular component: cytoplasm.